AUGGGUUUCAUCAACAAUGUCGCUCCCAAGCCAACGGCACCUGCAACAGCUUUCAAUCUCUUACAACGAGCAGAAGCAAGCGAUCAAAUAGUCCUAUCGGUUGCGCCCAACAAUGUUUGCGGAUACAUUUCCGGGAGACUAGGCGCCAGUAGAGCAUGUCCAGCUGAGGAUCGCUGUUACUUCCAUCCUCCGCCAUCUUCAUCAAACGGAGGCGUUAUUUGUUGCGGCAAAACAACUUGCCAAUAUCAUGCUACUUGCAUCAACUCACGAGACUACUUCCAGUCAAGCAAAUGUGUCGGUGGUUGCGAGGUUGACAACUACACUUUAAAAUGUACCAACUCCGAUGCCCCCUACUGCAACACAGUCUCAUGGAAAGGAAACACGCUCGAUUAUUGGUGCAACGACCUCGAUAUCACAACUGCGCAGAGCGCAGCUCUUACGUACAAGGAACAAAAAGAACCCCCGGAAUUUACUACCGCCAAUGAGGAAGACAUGAGUUCGAUAGAUGCACAAAUGAGCAGGGCAAAGACAGGAGGCACCGUUGAUCCAGGCCCAACACAAACAUCACAAUUGACUGCCACUGAGACAAACAACGAUGAUGGUGGCUCAGAAACCCCUGUAGCCGUAAUCGUGGGAGGCACAGUUACAGGUGUCGUUGUGCUCGCUGCUGUGGGUUUAGGGUUAUUCUUCUUCAUGCGUCGCAAGAAGAAGAAGAGUGAAGCUAAGAGCCCACCAGACGACCAACAAACGGAAAACAAAACUGCUUGGUCUCCGGGCCAGCAACCAGGUGCUCCGUAUUACUACGACCCGAAUUCACCUCAGAACAAUCUAGGGCCAAAUGGACAAUACAUUGCUGAGCUUCCGCCUCAACAAAGUGUUGUUCACGAAGCAGAGGGUCAAGCUGUGGCAGCGAAGCCUCAGGAGCUACCUGAUAACGGGAAACCUGCGGAACUUGCAUAG
This is a messenger RNA of Fusarium coffeatum, 960 nucleotides long. RefSeq lists its product as uncharacterized. Bases 1 to 960 code for a protein of 319 amino acids. The record is from RefSeq and is a predicted model, not a curated record. NCBI's taxonomy places the organism in Eukaryota, Fungi, Ascomycota, Sordariomycetes, Hypocreales, Nectriaceae. The transcript is spliced from 2 exons.